Blumeria graminis f. sp. triticale is the source of this 204-nucleotide messenger RNA. NCBI's taxonomy places the organism in Eukaryota, Fungi, Ascomycota, Leotiomycetes, Helotiales, Erysiphaceae. The record is from the annotation of a GenBank genome assembly.
AUGACACUGUGUCGCUAUCAUACUCAUCAGCGGCCACCUCCGCUAAUCAAUUGGACAUAUUUAUUGUUUCGGCAAUAUCCAGCAAUCAGACGGCGGCUACUCCGGUGCGAAAACUGCUCCAAUAUUAAACAUACUUCAUCAUUAUCAAAUACUGGUCAACUGGAGCCCGAAACUUUAUUUCGUUCCCUUAAUUUUGUAUCAUAA